Amphimedon queenslandica is the source of this 2360-nucleotide messenger RNA. RefSeq names its product protein glass. Bases 492 to 1787 code for a protein of 431 amino acids. The transcript has 2 exons. Gene Ontology annotation, biological process: embryo development; regulation of transcription by RNA polymerase II. Gene Ontology annotation, cellular component: nucleus. The record is from RefSeq and is a predicted model, not a curated record. NCBI's taxonomy places the organism in Eukaryota, Metazoa, Porifera, Demospongiae, Haplosclerida, Niphatidae. Gene Ontology annotation, molecular function: RNA polymerase II transcription regulatory region sequence-specific DNA binding; DNA-binding transcription factor activity, RNA polymerase II-specific.
AAAGUUAUUAUUGCAUGUAUUGUCCAAUCUCUAAGUAGUGUUAAGUGGCGUGUACGAGGUUGGUUUCCGCAUAUCUCCGUAAUACCACAAUGUACUAUAAAGGAAGCCUCUUCAGUCUAUGAUGCUAAUAGUCAGGAGGGCAUAUUUGGAGCUCACUUAAACAGCUUUAGUAAAGUCCUACAGGUCCUCUUUGGUCUCUGCAGCCUCCCCUACCUCUAGCUCCAUCUCUCUUCUCUUUCUAGAGCAGGUCGCAAGAUAUAAAGUACAGCUAUCAGUCUCCAUCGACCAGUACAUACAGCAGGUGUGAGGUACAGCCGGCUAAGUGCACGCUAGAAGGCAUUGGAGUGUGAAUAAACUUUGGAGUAGUGUUUGAAGCCAUAAAGAUAAGGAGAAGCACUACCUUAGCUCACUGCAGCCCCCUUGCUUGCUUGCUCAGCUACAGAGACAGAAGCAAGCUAGAAACAAUAGGCCAGGAUCCUUUACAGCCUAGUAUGUCCUUAGCAACCACAGUCCAAACAGUACAGUCAAGCAGAGGUCACAUGGCUAUGUCCUAUAUACCAGAAUCAGUACCAACAGGGAUGACUAACUUCAUGACUGCUGGAUUCCCCCAUGGAGCCCACAUCUUCCCUGGACAGUAUUUCAAUGUGAACGCAGCAGCAGCAGCUGCCGCAGCUGCUGGAAGAAGACCAGGAGAAAUGUCUCCAGCAAACGGGCCAGGACCGCAUCCUUUCUUUAUACCAUCAGCCGGCCACCAUGCUGCUCCAGGACAGGGACCUGCAGGACACCAGGCAUUCCCACUAGACGUUGCAUAUCAACAAUAUCCUCACCAUUUCGACCAGAAACCUUCAGUAGCGCAGGACCAGAGAGACAUUGCUAAUGCCUUGCUACAGUUAAACGCUAGUUCAGGAUCAAGCACUCCUCAGGCCUCUACUCCAACCUCUUCCUCCUCCUCCUCUCUCUCCGUCCUUUCUAAACUAAACGGCUUCACUACUACUAAUAACCCAGGGAGUGAAGAAGAUGGUCAAUCUUCUCCUGUAGAUCUACUACAGACCCUUAAGCAUGGUUUCCAUCCCUCUCAUUCUGAUACAGGCUCUCCUCCUGGUACUGUGACAGCGAUCGGGUUCGACACCAGGUCUGGCUGUAGACAAUACGAUGGAAGAUUCGUUCAAGAUAUAAAACCAGUUUUUCAGUCUCUGUCCCUUCCUAACAUACACCACAUGAAUGACGGGAGGGGCUCCGCCGAAGGGACUCCUAUUGCUCCUCCCGAUCUCAGUAGCCCGAUGUCCGAUAAGAUAUUUUCAACUCCACCUCCGGGAAAGCAAAGACGCUCUAGCAGUAAGGGUAACAAUGUUUGUCAGAUUUGUGGCAAGAGCUACGCACGUCCGUCUACUUUAAAGACUCACAUGAGGACCCAUAGUGGUGAGAAACCUUAUCGGUGUGACAUAUGCGCCAAAGCAUUUACUCAAGCAGCUAAUCUCACAGCACAUUUGAGGACCCAUUCCGGCGAGAAACCUUUCAGCUGUCCAAUAUGCCAAAAGAGGUUCUCUCAGUCUUCGUCCGUUACAACCCACCUCCGAACUCAUUCUGGCGAAAGACCGUAUCGCUGCGACUACUGUGGGAAGUGUUUCGCUGAUACUUCGACUCUCACUAAACACAAGAGGAUACACAGCGGUGAAAAACCUUACAGGUGUAAAAUAUGUAAUCUUGGUUUCUCCCAAUCUGGCAACCUUCAUCGUCAUAUGAAGACCCACAAUAACCAGCUAUCUGCUCAGUUAGCAGCUGUCUAGUGGAUAACCCCUAGGCGCCUGCUUUCUGUCUUAAUUAGCGUGCUUGCAAUAUCUGCCUGUGUUGUAGUUCUUCUUCGACCAUUUACAGCUGCUCUCUCAUCUUGACAUCUUCAAAGGAAGGUGUCAUUUCUCUACCUCUCUAAUCACAUUCAUUCAUAUCCACCAGUAACAAGCAAUCCACCAUUCACAAGUUAACAUUUUGGAGGUAUUUUGGCUUUUUAAAAUUAAAUGUAUUUAUCCUUUUUGUGACAGUAAAAUUCACCUCUCACUCACUCACUCUCUCUCCUGAUUAUACAUGUCAAUUGUUCAUUUCCAAUCAUUAUUCAUCAGUCAUUUCACACAUACACUACUCACCUGUGUCUCCUCAUUCCCAUUCUAACAUGUCCAUGCAUUAUUGUACUCAAACAGCUCAUCACAAUCAUCAUCCACUCAUUACAUGAUAUAGAUUUAAUAGGACUUACUAAUCAUUUUUAACAAUUUAUCUCUCCCCCCCCCUCUCUCUCUUUAUUGCUAUUUUAUGAUAGUUUGUGUUUUAUUUUUUCUAAUGAUCACAAUUUUCAAUAUUAACUAUCA